Molecule: messenger RNA, 1032 nt
Organism: Penicillium canariense
Lineage: Eukaryota; Fungi; Ascomycota; Eurotiomycetes; Eurotiales; Aspergillaceae
Product: mitochondrial 37S ribosomal protein mS38
Exons: 2
Coding region: 1-1032 (343 amino acids)
Biological process (GO): mRNA processing
Cellular component (GO): mitochondrion
Source: RefSeq, a predicted model, not a curated record
AUGUUGUCAACAUCCUUACGCCGGGCUGCAUGGGCGCCUCUGUCCGGCAUACCUCGUUCUGCCCAGAACAUAUCUUCUGCCGUGCUCGGCGCAACCCGAAAUGUGCACCAGCGUCGGUACUCCUCUUCCUCCAAACCGCCGGUCCCGCCCAGUGAUGGCUCUCGCCGAAUGGAUACCUCGACCCCGGCAAAAGGUGUGAACUCGUCUGGUGAGAAAGGCAAGGCUGCCCGCCGACGUGGGAAGGAGAACGGCGCUCGGAACGGUUCUUCGAAAGCUAGCCAGCAGCAUGCGGCAUUCUUGAAGCUUCCGAGUGUCCCCUCAACCCAGCACCGCCAGCCGCAUGAUGUCCAUGUCGCCUCUUUCUUUUCCAUCCACCGCCCGAUCUCCGUGACCACCACGGUCCCCCCGACCUCGACCCCCGAAGCCUUCGAUGCGAUCUUCUCAAAGAAGUUCCUCAAGAACGAGCCUGAAGAUGUCAUCUUCACCCUCUCCUCGACUGUGCAGUCCAUGGAGAACGCAGCACCAGCCAUGUCGGAGUCCGAAGAUCAGUUCGGCCAGCUCCACCAAAGCUUCACAAGCGAUGCGAAUGGCGAGUUGCGCAUGCUGGAUGGCCCCGAGGCCGGAAUGACCGUGGAGGAAUACACCCGCCGCCUUCGCCCCUUCCACCCUCCCCCUCCUCCCGUCCCCAUGGACCUGAACACCUCGGCCGACGCUCUGACCGAGCAGGAGACCUCGACCUACUCGACCGUGCUGACGAUCCGGGAGCAGCGCCAUGCUGAUGGUCGCAAGACCUACGAGGCGUCUACGGGCCCCUUUGUGCGCAGCGAUGUGGAGGAUCCCGCCGACGGAGUCACUAUUGAUGCCCCGACCGGCUCGACCUCUGGCAUGACAUACAUCGAGCGUGUGCGCCAUAACCGAACCCUGCACGCCAUCAGCACUAAGAGACGGCGCAAGGUCAAGAUGAAGAAGCACAAGUUCAAGAAGCUGAUGCGGAGGACACGCACUCUUAGACGGAAACUCGACAAGGCUUAG